AGUCCAAUCUGAGUAAAAUCAAGGGCUCUUUGAUCGAUCUUCAAGAUGGAUUCCAAUAUGUUUUCAAGUUUUGUGAGAAUUCUGAGAGAAUCCCAUGUCAUUCUUCUGAAAAACAGAAGCCUUAUGGCCUCCAUCGCCAUACUUAUGCUCGUCCUCCACUCUUUCCUCGUCUCAUGCAAAUUCUUCUUCCUUAGGCUUUUAUUGAAAGAUUUUGCCAUGAAAGAAACUCGUCUGUUCUUCACAAGCCCAGACAGUUCUCAGUACACCAACCUUGUUACUGCUGUCACAGCAGAUGUUCGCUUGCUUGCAGCACUUGGAUGGUUCUUCGUUCUUGCCCUCUCCAUGGCCUCCUUAUUCCAAGCAGCCACUGCUGUCUUAGCCACAGCUAUAGCUCAUGGAAAAGGAAACUUGUCUUUCAGAGAUUUGCUGUCAAGAGUAUUCAAACCAUGUAAAAGGCUAAUCAUCACUUGGUUCUACGUAUCUGUCUUUGAUCUUGGUUAUCUAGUCCUUGUGUCCAUGUCCAUUUUCACGUUCACAGUGAAUUUCGCUUCUCCAUAUCGCCCGACAACGUUUGUUUAUGUCAUUUUGAUUCCGGUGUUAGCUUUUCUGAUAUUCCUCGCAGUUGUUUGGAGCAUGUCUGUUGUGAUUUCAGUUCUUGAAGAGAAAAGUGGACUUGAGUCAAUUGGGAAGGCUUCACAGAUUUUGAAGGGAUUGAAGGGACAAGGGUUUCUGCUAAAUCUUGUAUAUGGGGCAAUUGCUUUGAUGGUUCAUAUCUGGUGGUACCUGGUGACAAAAAAGAAAGGAACUUAUGAUUCACUGUUUCUGGCGUUAAUUUUGGUGAAUGUUACUUGUCUCAUUAAGAUGUCGCAUAUGAUGGCGUUCACAGUGUUUUACCAUAUCUGCAUGUUCAACCAUGGUGAAGAGGUUGAAUUGCAGGGAAGCUUGGAAUAUACUAAGUUGCCCAAUGAACCGAUGCUUAUUGGAGCAGGAGCACCAUAAGGAACAAAGUUAUUUUAAUUUCUCUAAUUACGUAUUUUAUUUGGUCGUUGUUUCCUUCAGUGCAAGAACAUUUUCUUUUGUUUCCAGACACGCUGUUUGAUACUGGCUUUAUCAUCUCACAAUAAGACUGUGUGUAGUAAAUGAUAUAUACUUAUGUUCUGUCGUCUAAGCCUUUAAGGCGUGGGUCUAAUUCUACAAGAAGAACGUUCAUUUUAUUUUAUUUUUU
Molecule: messenger RNA, 1225 nt
Organism: Prosopis cineraria
Lineage: Eukaryota; Viridiplantae; Streptophyta; Magnoliopsida; Fabales; Fabaceae
Exons: 1
Coding region: 46-999 (317 amino acids)
Source: RefSeq, a predicted model, not a curated record